CCGUUUUUCCGUGAAAGAAUUAUUACGUUCCAGGCUAUGUACACGAGAGGCGAUAUACUAAUAGAGUUAUCGUUGUAAUUACGUCUUUAUCUAACCUUACGCUAACUCAUUACAACACUUACUAUGUCCUGAUUUUAAAAGUGUUUUUCAUUAAAAGUUAAUAUGGAGUGUAAUGAUAUCCUUCAAUCACCAGAGUGCAGUCUGCUGAAACAAGGAAAACUAAAACAUAAACUUCCCUAUCCGAAGGCAGUGGGGUUCAUCGUCACAAAUGAGUUUUGCGAGCGAUUUUCUUACUAUGGAAUGCGAACCAUUUUGUCCUUAUACCUGCGUGACAAACUCGGGUAUGGAGAUGACAGUGCUACGGUCAUAUACCAUGUAUUUACGAUGUUUGCGUACUUUUUCCCUCUUAUCGGCGCCAUGAUUGCUGACGGCUGGUUAGGAAGAUUCAGGACAAUACUUUAUCUGUCUUUGGUAUACGCGACGGGGAGCGUCCUUAUAUCAGUCGCAGCAAUGCCACCAGUAAAUUUGCCGCAAUUGGAAUUCACAAUUGUAGCUCUUUUACUAAUAGCCUUCGGCACCGGUGGUAUCAAGCCUUGUGUAUCGGCCUUCGGCGGAGACCAAUUCAAGCUGCCGGAACAAGAGAGAUACUUGGGAUAUUUCUUCUCGUUAUUCUACUUUUCUAUCAAUGCGGGAAGUUUGAUAUCCACCUUCCUCACACCGAUACUAAGAGCAGAUGUACAUUGCUUCGGUGAUAACGAUUGUUAUUCAUUGGCGUUUGGUGUUCCCGGUAUUCUCAUGAUCAUAUCUAUAAUAUUUUUCGUGGCUGGUAAAAGAUUGUACAUCAUGAAAACUCCCACCGGAAACGUGUUCACGAAGGUUUCAUCCUGCAUCGGGCAUGCCGUGAUAAAGUCCUACAAGAGCAAAGAGAAGAGGGAACACUGGCUGGACCACGCCGAGGACAAAUAUGAUUCAAGCCUCAUCGAUGAUAUCAAAUCUCUUCUCCGAGUACUUGUGUUAUUUAUACCACUACCAGUAUUUUGGGCUCUAUUUGAUCAACAAGGUUCGAGAUGGACAUUCCAGGCUGACAGAAUGGAACAGGAUAUCGCCGGGUGGACUUUAAAGGCUGAUCAAAUGCAAGUACUUAAUCCUCUGCUAAUCUUAAUCUUCAUCCCGCUUUUCGAAGUAGCAAUAUAUCCCUUUUUAACAUGGUGUAAAUUAGUGAGAAAACCAUUGCACAAGAUGAUUUGGGGAGGAAUUCUGGCUGCUUGUGCUUUCAUUAUAUCUGGUGUUGUCGAGCUCAAACUGCUGCCUACUUAUGGUACGCCGGUAUCGGAAGGUUUCGCACAACUAAGAAUUUAUAACGGAUAUAAUUGUGACUUCGCAUUAAACAUAACUAAUGACAAUACAUCGUACAAUACUACAAUUGGACCUUUAGGAUUAUAUGAAAAAUUAGACAUUGAAGCCAAUAAAAUUAUUCAACUUCCCUACACCCUCCGAGGAAUGCCCUAUAGUGAAUGUGAAAAUAUAACAUACAGUCAAAUAUUUUCUUUGAAGGAGAAAACAGCAAAUUCCUUCUUUAUAACAGAUGAUUUAUACAAUUUCACUGAUAACAAUAAUAAAGCCAUUGAUGGUGUGAGUGCAAGAUUUUUGUCUCACGUUACUACGCCCGUUACUAUUAACGUUCAAAAUAAUAAGAAGAAUAGAACAUCAUUACUUAUAAAUAGUGAAGACAGAACACAAAAAUCUAUAGAGAAGGGAACUUACGACAUUACAGUAGAUGGAGUUGCGGUGUUACCAGACUUCCAAUUUAAAGCAGGAGCUGUAUACACGAUUAUUGUUCACCAAACAAAAAAUGGCUCUUAUAUGGCCGAAGCGGUAACGAUCACUCCUCCGAAUAGCGUACACAUUCUGUGGCUAGUUCCACAAUACGUGGUUAUGACGAUGGGCGAGGUGAUGUUCUCAGUAACUGGGCUCCAGUUCUCUUUCACACAAGCUCCAGCUAGUAUGAAGUCUGUGCUGCAAUCAGUCUGGCUACUUACGGUUGCCUUCGGCAAUCUUAUUGUAGUCCUCAUCGUAGAAGGAAACUUUUUAAACGCUCAGUGGAAGGAAUUUUUCUUAUUUGCGGGUCUCAUGUUGCUUGAUAUGUUAAUAUUUAUGACAAUGGCGUUAAGAUACAAAUACGUGGAACUGAAGUCAAGUACUGAGGAUUUAGCCAUCGAAGAAAUAAAACUACCCGACAAAAUGAUCAAAGAAAACUAGAUAUAAUAUAUUGUUAAAUAAACAUUGUUUUAAUUAUGUAACUUAUUAAUAUAAUAAAAUGAACAAACCAUGUUUUUAAAUAAAUAAAUUUACUUU
Messenger RNA from Vanessa tameamea, 2355 nucleotides. RefSeq names its product peptide transporter family 1. Gene Ontology annotation, cellular component: plasma membrane. Gene Ontology annotation, biological process: dipeptide import across plasma membrane. Lineage: Eukaryota; Metazoa; Arthropoda; Insecta; Lepidoptera; Nymphalidae. The transcript is spliced from 13 exons. Gene Ontology annotation, molecular function: dipeptide transmembrane transporter activity. The coding region runs from base 163 to 2259 and encodes 698 amino acids. The record is from RefSeq and is a predicted model, not a curated record.